UUGGAGGGCCAAGCCUCAGCAGCAGGUCUCAUACACUGCAUUUGUGUAUAUGGAGCUGAAACUUCCCAACAGACAGACUGACACUCUUUUCCCUCCUUCUUUCCCCUCCUCCAGCACACCUUUGUGUUGUUUUCCUUACCCUCUCCCUUCCCCCCUCCCUCUUCAGUCUCAUCAGUUUUCCCUCUGCUCUGUCUUCUGUGCUCAGAUUUUUGUUAGUGAGCAACCUGAAAGUGUACAGGACAAGAUGCUGCUGAUGUUACAGCUGUUUGGACUGCAUGUCUCCUCCAGGGCCCACUGAAGAAAUCAAGAGUCUACAUGUGCCAAGGAGCAACACAACACCCAAAGGAAGGAAGACUACUACUUUUUUAACCCUUUUCCUCAGCAGUCAGUUGCAUUUUUAAGACUCUGGAACAGCCUUGGAAAAGCCUUAGAAAAACAAAAUGUGGACCAAGUGGUGCCAGCUUAUAGCACAGGUCUUUCUUUUAGGAGUGUUCCUCUCUGCUGUGCACAGUAAAGGGACUUUCUAUGGAGGCCAUGUCAACCCUUUCUAUGGAAACAGAUACAACCUCUACAAGGCUGGGCUCAACCCUCACCACUCACCAAACAAGCCCAUGACCCGUCACAAAAACCACUGUGCCUAUGUGGUCCAGAAGAACAUCACAUGCAUCAUGCAGGAUGGAGUGGCAACCUACGUGAAGGCUGAGUAUACCACCAAGUGUAUCUGGGGUCAGAAAUGCCCUGUUGUGAUGUAUAGGACAUUCUACAAGCCAAAAUACAAGGUUGGUUUUAAAACAGUGACGGAGCUCGAGUGGAGAUGCUGUCCCGGCUAUUCUGGAGAAAACUGCUAUGAUGGACCCACAUCACUACCAGAUAUUGCAAUGCCACCUUUCAAGGGUGCAGCUUUUCCCCAUCGCCCGAGUCUGAAAGGUUUCCCCCAUGGCCCUAGGCUCCCUGUUGAGCAGAAGCCUGGAGAGGGCCAGCUGGAGCCAGGCAAACCUGUCCCCAGUAUACCCACAGGAAAGUCAAAUGGCAACAAAUUUGGCAUUUCAGGGGUAACUGGGGAGCGCUUGGACCGUAUGGAAGAGGACCUGCGUCGUCUUACCCAGGGUCUAGACACUCUUAAUGGGGUGGUGGCUGGUCUUGAGGAGAGACUGCGCACAUCCCUCCGUGAAGACACCAAUAAAAUCCUGGUAUCCUUGCUGCAGAACACGCCCCGUGUGCCUGACUCUACAGUGGGAUUUGGGGUGAUCCCAGAGGGGACUCAUGAUGGAUUGGAUGGAGCAGAAAGCUUUAUUGGAUUUGGAGAUUUAGCAGGGAGAGUGACCGAAGUUAGGGAUGAGCUGCGGGCCAAGACUCAUAUUCUAGAGGAGAUUCAGGGGAUGGUCCUUGGUCAUGAUGGCCAGCUGAAGAAGCUCCUGGAAGGAGCUAUAGGCAGGCCCAUCCCUGGCCCUGAUACCAAUUUGUAUCUGGAUGAAAUCUUAAAUACCAAGAUGGCAGGUAUAAGGGCUGAGAUCCUGGAUGGCUUCGAGCGCCGUCUGACAGGCCUAGAGCAGCACUGUGAUCAGAGGAUCGGGGAGGUGCAGAGGGAGUGCCACAGGGAGCACAUGGAUGGCCAGCAACAGAUACAGCAAUCUCUGGAUGGCAGAGAAACUGGACUCAGGGAGGAGUUGGGCACUUUGCAAGCUCAGAUUCAAGGUCUAACUCUGACUGAGAGCUGCUGUGGACAGGUGAACAGUCUGUCUCAACGUGUGUUGCUGCUAGAAGAGUCGGUUAAAGAUUUGACGGAAUCACAGAGGCAGCUUCAGAUAGCACUUGGUCAACAAACCAUUCACAUAGACACCCUGAUUGAGACUCGACUUGUGGACAUAGAGAGCCGACUCAAUGCCACCAGUGGUGGACUUGAUGGGGUAGAAGGGCUUCCUGGUGGUCUGGAUGGCUUCAAGACUCUAUUGGAGGACAAGCUGAAGACCCUAGAGGAGAGAGUGGCUGUGGCCGUGGAAGAGCUGAGUAAUGUCACUGCCCCGGCUCUUCUAGAAGGACAGGUGGUCCCAGCUCUGGAGACGGAGAUUGAGUCAGUGAGGAGGAGAGUUGAAGGAGAUUUGGAUGGAAUUCAAAAACAGUUAAUAGACCUGGAGCUCCUCUGCACCUCCUGUUGCCCGCCCUCAACCCCACCAGUAGGGGGUGUCACCGGCACUCAAGUAGAGAAGGAGUGUGAAAAGAUGGAGAAGAAGAUGACAGGCCGUCUGGACUCUCACUCUAAUCAGCUGGAUCGCUUAAACAACACCCUGCAAAACUUGCUCUUCAGGAUAGCUCAGGAGGAAACAGAAGGCUCUAUCCAGGGAGAGAUCACACUGCUCAAGGUCAACAUCAACUCUGUGAACCGCACUCUGAAGGGCCUAAAGGACUCUCUUAGCUUCAUUGCAAGUGAAGUGGGACACGCUAAUUCCACAUGGGAGCAAAGAGAGCACCAACUAGUCAACCAAGUGCAAGGAAUCACCAAACUCAUGGGCCACCAAGCCUCCCUCCUUGGAGCUGGGGAGAGGCGACUGGCCCAGCUGAAGGGGGAGCUAGUAGCCUUGAAGCGACAGCUGGCAGGGGAACUAAAGGGCUGCCACAGCACAGCAAUAGAUGUACAGAAGGAGGUGAAGGAUGUCGAUAGCAGGGUGACCCAGGUAGAGGGCCAAUGCAGCAGCCUGAGCAAACUGGCUGAUCACCUGGAGCGGAUCCGGGCAGAGCUCGAGAGACACUCUGACUCCUACCUGUCCCAAGUGAAUGGUACCUUGGCCAUCCAUUCAGAACAGCUAGCUGAGCUGCAAGAUGAGGUCAAAGACUGCAAAGCCAAGGAUGCUGCCAAACACAAAGGAGACCAGUAGCAUUUCAGCUACAGAAUUUUUAAAAUAAAGACUUGUGUGUGAUUUUUAUUAGCCUUCCUUUGCUUCUGUCCUCUGUCUCUUAAAGCCAGUCUGCACAGAUGCAAAUUAACCAAACUGGUGAAAGUCAUUUCCCAUAAGCUUCUCACACCAGUACUUCCAGAUGUUCUGGGUAUUUAGUUAGGUGAUGUGAGAAGAGGAAGUCGUAGAAUACAAAGACAUGCCUAAGGUUGUACAGCUGGGCAAUAUUUUCUCUUGAGGUAUUAAUCUAGAGGGCAUUUCUCUGAUCAUGAUUGUUUUGUUUAGAUGUUUUACCUUUUUAACUUAUAUGAAGUGACUGGAUCGUUAUGACUUUAAACUGUUUAUAUUAGAGAAAUGAUAACAAAACACAGUGCUGCUAUGGGUUUUUGCUGAGAAGCACACUCAACACCCUCUGUGUGGACACUUGUUUUUUGAGAAUACUGUAUGUUCAACUU
Archocentrus centrarchus (flier cichlid) is the source of this 3346-nucleotide messenger RNA. RefSeq names its product elastin microfibril interfacer 3b (gene emilin3b). The transcript is spliced from 6 exons. Bases 441 to 2873 code for a protein of 810 amino acids. Gene Ontology annotation, molecular function: protein binding. Gene Ontology annotation, cellular component: extracellular matrix. Lineage: Eukaryota; Metazoa; Chordata; Actinopteri; Cichliformes; Cichlidae. The record is from RefSeq and is a predicted model, not a curated record.